Molecule: messenger RNA, 5254 nt
Organism: Cuculus canorus (common cuckoo)
Lineage: Eukaryota; Metazoa; Chordata; Aves; Cuculiformes; Cuculidae
Gene: LRRCC1
Product: leucine rich repeat and coiled-coil centrosomal protein 1
Exons: 19
Coding region: 72-3167 (1031 amino acids)
Cellular component (GO): centrosome; cytoplasm
Molecular function (GO): protein binding
Source: RefSeq, a predicted model, not a curated record
UAUGGGGCGUCGCCCUCGGGAGGCGAGGGAAGUUUGAAGUGUCCGGCGGUUUGGGACGGAAGGGGUACGGGAUGGAGGGGGAGCGCGAUGUCCCCGGCGAGCUCAGCCUGAUGGAUAAGGGCGUUAAGAGCUUGCUGGAGGUCUCGCUGAGCUCUGACCUGCACGCGCUCAACAUGCACUGUAACAGCAUCUCCAGGAUCGAAGGGCUCGGCCACCUCCGGAAUCUACAGCAUUUAGACCUAUCAUCAAACCAAAUCCACCGGAUCGAGGGGCUGAGUUCCCUGGUGAAUCUGCGCACCCUGAGCCUGUCUUGUAACCUGAUAACGAGAGUGGAGGGGCUGGAAAAACUCUUUAAUUUAACUAUGCUGAAUUUGUCAUAUAAUCGUAUACAUGAUCUUUCUGGAUUUCUAUGCCUUCAUGGAACCAGUCACAACAUCAGCCAUAUUGACCUUCACAGCAAUUGUAUAAACAAUAUUCAUCAUUUACUUCAAUGCACAAAGGGGCUGUGCUGUUUGACAAAUCUGACGCUGGAAAAAAAUGGAAAGGCCAAUCCUGUUUGUCAUAUAGCAGGUUAUAGAGAAACUGUUCUUCAGACAUUGCCCCAGCUAAAAACUCUAGAUGGAAGAAAUAUUUCUGGUGAACCAAUGGACCCAGCAGAAGACAAGUGUUCAAAUUUACAGUGUUUAGAAGACAUUCUGGGUGGUUUGGUUUCAUCUGGGUGCCCUUCAUCCAGAAAUCAGGACUAUGUUACCUUACCAGUGGUGACGCCACAUAUUGACCAGGCAUUAGCUCGUUUUCAUGAACGUGCAAGAAAACCAGUACAAAGCACGAUAAGCUCCUCUACAGAGCUUGUCUCCUCUUCAGAACCAGAGAAGGCUGAACUUGAUAAAAUCUACAGUGACAUAAGAUUUAAAAAAAUAGAAGAUCAGAUUUCACAGAUACUGCGAAAGGUAUCUGAUGCCUCAAGAAGGGAAGCUACUCCAAAUGCUCUCAAAGCUAAGAGAGACACAGAUCCAACUUCUGAGAGUGAAAAUGAGAGUGUGAAAGAGAACAACAGAAAGCUUGUGAAAAGAAGCAAGAUCCCUACUUACCGCAGAACUACCUUGUCUACUAAUUGUCAUGCAAAUCAUCAUAAGAACAAAGUAUCUGACAGAGGAGUGAAGAAGAGUUCCUCAAAGUGUCCACACUCCAGCCAGAGAGACUCUCGUUUCAACUUGUCAUCAGAAGCUCAAGACUUGAAAGUAGUGGGAAGAAAAGCUGAAAUAUUAACUGGAAGACAGAGCAAUAUAGAAAAAAUAGAAGAAACUAAUUCAAAUGCCACAGAGGAAUCAACAUACCGAGUGCUGAUUCAAGAACUGGAUCAGGAGAAAGAAAGGAGAUGGAAAGCAGAGCAAGCAGAGAAAAAGUUAAUAGAGCAUGUCAGAGAGCUACAGAAGUAUGCAAAAGAAGAAAAGAAUAUUCAGACUAUGGCGGUAUAUACUACAGACAGGUUAAAGGAAUUGAUAUUGAAAGAGAGAGGUGUUAAAAUAGGACUGCAAGCAGAUAUCCAGCAGUUGAAAGGUGAAACUGAAAGACUUACUAAUGAGUUAAAUCAGGCAAGAAAUAAAGAAGCAGAAUAUAAGAAGACCAUGCAAGCUUUAGAGGAAAUGCUGUCCAAGAUGGAGACGCAGAGAUUGCAGCAACGAACAAUAGAGAUGAAACAGGUGCAAGAAGCAGAGCUUAAAGCAUCAGCAAAUGAAAGAGAAGUACAGUUACUUCGAAUAUCCUUUCGACAACAGAAGGAGAAGAUAAAACAACUACAUGAACUUCUUAUACUAAGAGAGCAAGAGCAAAGGAAAGAACUUGAAAACCGAGUUGCUUUAAAUGGACCUGAAUUUCAAGAUGCUUUGUCAAAAGCUGUGGCUAAAGAGGAGCAGAGGCAUGAGCAGCGUGUUAAAGAAUUUCAGGAGAAAAUCAAUAUGUUAAACCAGGAACGCACACAGUUAGAAGAUGAAUUUCGUUUAGCUUUGACAAUUGAAGCAAAAAGGUUUAAAGAGGUCAAAGAAGAUUUUGAAAAUGUUUCUGCUGAUCUAGUUGAACAUAAACAAGCCCUCUUUGAGCUUGAACAAAAGGAAAAAGAGAUGACAAGUCUAAUCCAAGACCUGACAAGUAUAGUGCAAGAACAGAAAGCAAAGAUUGCAGAAUUAACAAAGUCAAAUGAAGAAGCUACAGGAAACCUAAAGUGUCGAACUGGAGAACUUGAAACUGUGAUUGAGGAGGACAAACAGAAGGCUGUUCAAAUUGAACUUCUGAAAAAGGAAAAUGGACAGCUUAUUUCUCAGCUGACAGCCCAGGAAUCUGUGAUUGAUGGGUUGAAAAUGGAAAGGAAAAUAUGGGGGCAGGAACUGGCACAACAGGGGGCUCAUCUUGCUCAAGAUCGGGGAAAACUGGAGGCAAAAAUUGAAGUUUUAACAAAUGAGAUUGAGAUGUUAAAAAAGCAAAAGGAACAGGACACUGAUACUAUAAGAAUUAAAAACAAAAUAGUGGAUGAUCAGACAGAAACGAUUAGGAGAUUAAAAGAAGGCUUACAAGAAAAAGACAAACAAAUCAGAAAACAGCGUGAAGAAAAUCUGGAAGCUCAGAAAUUUUUUCAGGUACAGUUGGAUGAAAAAGCUGCUCAAUUGGAAGACCUAAUGAAAAAAUUAAAAAGGCAAAAUGAUAGAAAACAAGAAUUAAAGCAACUGCUAGAAGAAAAAGAAGUAGAACUUGAUGACAUUAAGAAUGCACAGAGCGCACUGAAAAUGAAGUGGCAAGGUAAAGGAGACCUGUUAAGUCAGCUGGAGGUUCAAGUUAAACAAAUGAAGGAGAACUUUGAUAUCAAAGAGAAGAAGCUGAUUGAAGAGAGAAAUAAAAGUCUUCAAACUCAGAGGAUUGCUGUGGAAAAGCUUCAUGAAAUGGAUAAUGCUUUUAGAAAACAACUUGAGUCAAUGUUGGCAGCUCAUCAGGAAGAAUUAUUGCAGUUGGCAAAUGAAAAGGAAAAACAAAUUGAAGCAGCAAAUGAAAAAGUUUACUAUGUUGAAGAAGAAAUGCGUCAGCUUCUGCAGGAAACGGCAAACAAUAAAAAAAACAUGGAAAAUAAAAUAAGACGACUUACACAUGCACUGAAUGAUAUUCAACAAGAUCUUUGAAGAUCAUUGUAUAAUAAAUAUUUUUAGUGUAUAUGUCAAACUUAAGCAAAUUCCUACACUGCAAUACAAUUUUCCUUGUUUUCUAGAGAAUUAAUUAUUUGUGAUGUAUUGAUGGUUUGAGAAUGGGACGUAAAUAUUUUUACCAUAUUUUCAUAAUAAACAGUGAUUUCUAACCUUUGGUUAUUUUUAACUGUUUUGUCAAAAUCUCUGCAGAUGAAAAGCAUCAUCUCAAGUUAGGAAUUAGUACAUUUAAUAAGAGAGAAGAAUGUAGAAGGAAAGGCCCGAAAAUGAUAGCUUGAUGGUUUCCUUCAUUGAAGUAGAGAUUCUUGCAAUAAGAGAUAAGAAUUUACAAAAAAAUGCAUUUAAUCUGCCACUGUUGUUGAAGAAAGCUUGAGCCCUGCAACUUUGACUGGCCUUUUUGACAGCAUGGUUUGGUUCUGUAUCGGAAUAGGCUUCCUACCAGGCUUUUGAGAAGUAGGAGGUGAUGAACAGCUUCUUAUGGAAGUUAAUCAUAAACUUUAUAUUAAAAUGUUUGUUCUACUAUUUUCAUGAUGGAUACUUUACCAUCUGCACUGCACUCAGCCAUUUAUUUCAUUUGCUUGUACUUAGAAGAUCCUAAACUGUCCUUGUACUAUGCCAUACUCUGAGGUGUUUAAUACUGCAGUAGUAAGUAAAAUUCUAAGUGGUAAAAUCAGUUAUUUGUUGCUACACCAGAUGGCGGUAUUUCCUCGCACCCUGCACCUCGCAGGAGCUAAAGCAGAGUGCUCUUGCUCUAAUCAUGAUAGAAGCUGCGAAGUUGGUUUUACCAUCAGCUUGUUCAGAAGCCAGACAUAAGCACAAUGAUAUGGUAUAAUUAUAUAGGUAUUUCUGUGCACAUCAGCCCAGUGGAAGCACUAGUAAAAGGCCCUGGCCUUUUGCUAACUGUGCAAGGCCUGUUGGGCUUGAUAUAAGCUUGCUGUGAGAACUUGCCAUGUGAAUCAGAGUUUGAUACCAGCUGCCUCCUGUUGAAACACAGCUUAAGCGUGGGAUGUAACAAAGUCCUUGAAAACAUAGGCACAAGUUUAAAGCGGAGGCCACAGCACCAAAACCAACUCACCAAUGGUCAUGGACUGCUCUUUGACAAAGCACAGCCUUGAGAGCUGGGAACAAGGCAGCUUUCAGAAAGGAAGCAGCAGCAAAGGAAAAUUAAAAACAGCCAAACAACUGAAUAAGGCACCUGCAGUGGCCUGGGAAAACACCACCUCCAUCCCACUCAUGCAAUAACAUUGUCCAAGACUGGAGGGCUGGGGAUGCUCUAGGGAUAGCAUGGCUUUACAAAAGGUUAAGUUCCCAGAUCUAGGGAUUUUAAUAGGGAGCAGGGAGCAGACACCUGCUUAUGCUCUGGUUCCCUGCCUCCAGAGUUCCUGCACCUGGCCCUGCAGGCCAGCCAGGAGUGGAGCCAUCAGCAGCUAACCAGGAGGACUCCACUUUGUGGUACUGUUUGCUCCCAGCUAAGGUGGGAUAUAGCUGUUAAGGGCUGACUGCUUUGAAUCUCUGCUAACCGUUGAUAAUAGGUCAAAGUUAAUACAUAAUGGUAAUGACCAGCCAGGUGUAAGAACCAGCUCUUAGCAGAAUCGGGUUAACGAAUGUCAGUCUAGUAUAUUUUGCUGUGAAGCUUAAAAGUAGUCUAAUUUAUUGACCUGCUGGCAUCCCAGGGAUCUCGAUUCCCUGACAGAAAUGUAUCAAUGUUCUCUAAAUGCAGAAGGAAAUAACUUGCCAUUCUUACUUCAUGCUCUGCACACUUAUGCUUCUUCAGAAGCCAUGUUAUGUGAGGAAACACUUGGCUUGAAAGCUGUUCUAUAGCACUUAUAUGGAAGUCAGUCGUGCAGAAAUCCUGCAGCAUUUCUGGUGCAUUUCAGAGUGCUUUUCUGUCGUGUUUAUCAAGCACUUCCCUGUGUGCUUCUUUUUUCUUUGCUUAUUUUUUAUUUAACCUAGCCACACCAUGGGUGAACUAAAUAAUUACUUCAAACACACCAGGAAGGUAAAAGAGCUUGCUCUUACCCUGAUUUAAUUGGCUCAGGGUUUUCCUCCAAUACUUUCAUUCUGUA